CCAAGACAGCAGAGGCACAUUUCGGCAGCAGCAGUAGCAGCAGCAACAACUCACCCAACCAUGAACACCCUGAUCGUCCUUAGCGCCAUCCUGGCCGUCGCCGUGGCUAAGCCCGGCUACCUGGGCGCCGCCCCCGCCGCAGUCGUCGCCCCCGCGGCCUACGCCGCCCCCGCGGUGGUGGCCGCCCCCGUGCACGCCGGCUACGCCGCCUACGGCCCCGCCCCCGUCGCCGUCCGCUCCGACGGCUACCUGGCUGACACCCCUGACGUCGCCGUCACCAAAGCCGCCCACCUGACCGCCGUCGCCCAGACGCAGGCCCGUGACGCCGUCGUCAACGGCGCCGCCGCCCUGGCAGCCCACGCCGCCCACGCCUACGCCGCCCACGCUUACGCCGCCCCCGCUGUAGCGUACGCAGCUCCCGCUCCCGUGGCUUACGCCGCCCCCGCUGCCUACGCCGCCCCCGCUGCCUACGCCGCCCCUGGCGCUCUCGCCGCUGCUGCCCACCUCCACGCUAAGGCUGCUCUGCUGGGCUGAAAUGUCAUCCUGCACAACGUUCCUUUGUGAAUAAUGUAUAUAUUAUUCAACAUUAAUAAUAAACUAUGGCAAUGAAA
Messenger RNA from Schistocerca serialis cubense, 611 nucleotides. Its product is annotated as cuticle protein 16.5-like. The transcript is spliced from 2 exons. The record is from RefSeq and is a predicted model, not a curated record. Bases 61 to 534 code for a protein of 157 amino acids. NCBI's taxonomy places the organism in Eukaryota, Metazoa, Arthropoda, Insecta, Orthoptera, Acrididae.